CGGUUCCUCCCAUCUCUUGCCUCCCACUGCCCACGGCCACAUGGCCCGUGCACCCCUCGACGCUCACUCGGCUCUGGCUCUCGGCGCAGGUGCAGGCUCGUCAAUCAACGACGCCUGAUUGACCCGCGCCAAAUUGAAGCCCUCACCAACUCUUCCCAUCCAGAAACAAAUCUUACCACCACCACCCCCCAAACCCCGUCGGCCAGCAGCCACAAUGUCCUACCCAACCCUGGCUCCCUUUGUCGUCAAGCGGCCCUGGCUGCACAGCGCCCUCAAGCCCCUCGCCAACUGGUACGCCAAUGCUUCUGGCUACCGACAGCUCGGUCUCCGUGCCGACGAUCUCAUCCCCGAAGAGAGCCCCGAGGUUCAAACCGCCCUCAAGCGUCUCGGCGACAAGGAGCGCUACGAUCGUAUCUUCCGCAUCCGCCGCGCCGUCCAGUGCAGCAUCUCUCACAAGCUGCUACCAAAGCAGGAGUGGACCAAGCCCGAGGAGGAUACACCUUACCUUCUGCCCCUCAUCAAGCUCGUCGAGGCCGAGCUGAAGGAGAAGGAUGCUCUCGACACCCUGACCGUCCACAAGAGCCACUAAAGGAUCGCCUUGGGUAUACUGUACCAGGUCAACUGGGAAGGGGAGAGACUGGGCCUGUACUUAGACAGCACUGCUGUGAGAAGGUCGGAGAGGGGGGCAGAUGGGUCAAUCAGGACUCCUCACCAUACGGCGCCUGCGAGGACACCGCCGAGGUUCAUGACGCAAAUAGACGGAUACGGUUCUUAGACACUUCACCCUCCCGGUCAGUGAAAGCGUGAAACAAAUCCGAAUGAGCCCUCCCUGAACCCCAAACCCUGGGUAAUUCAACAUAUUCAUUGGGUGAUAGUCUGGAAAGCACAUGGCCCCACGCCGCACGGAUAGACGGAUAGACCACAAUCGGCGCUGUACAUUGCGUCCAAGACGGAGAAGGGCCUCCCUCCUUACUUGACUGGAUGGCCCCUGAAGGCUUCACACCCAUGACGCUCACUUUUACCACCCACCCCCCUUCCCGGCGUACAAUGCCUCAGCGUUCCUUACGCCACUCAUGUGAAGCUGUGCUCUUCAGAUGUGAGUGACCAGGACAUGAAGUUUCCCACAGUCUUGCAAGACCAACGCCAGUGGAACGCUUCUCAGUAGUGCUACUUCACCUUUGUAUAGAGCGGUUGAUGAAAACAAUCCAGACCCUUCAACUUGUCAAGACUGUUCUCGGCGGCAUGGGGUCAAGCAAUACUACCUCACGGACGGAUGAUCAACCAGGAAAAUGUGCCGUGUUGCUUGAAUGACCACAUACAUCUCAUUGCGUGUGCCUCUGAGGAGCACGCUCAUUUUCUCCUCGUCAUAAGCGGACGAUCCUGG
Molecule: messenger RNA, 1384 nt
Organism: Diaporthe batatas
Lineage: Eukaryota; Fungi; Ascomycota; Sordariomycetes; Diaporthales; Diaporthaceae
Product: ubiquinol--cytochrome-c reductase subunit 7
Exons: 2
Coding region: 215-589 (124 amino acids)
Biological process (GO): mitochondrial electron transport, ubiquinol to cytochrome c
Source: RefSeq, a predicted model, not a curated record